Messenger RNA from Bactrocera neohumeralis, 7103 nucleotides. Its product is annotated as Golgi-specific brefeldin A-resistance guanine nucleotide exchange factor 1 homolog. Gene Ontology annotation, cellular component: cytoplasm. The record is from RefSeq and is a predicted model, not a curated record. Gene Ontology annotation, biological process: regulation of TOR signaling; apoptotic process; negative regulation of signal transduction. The coding region runs from base 4298 to 5419 and encodes 373 amino acids. Lineage: Eukaryota; Metazoa; Arthropoda; Insecta; Diptera; Tephritidae. The transcript has 4 exons.
ACUCUGCUGGUUAAACGUAACGUGGAAAUUGGUUUGUGUAGAACAAGAAGAGGAACAACUUUUUUUUUGAAAGAACAUAAAGUAACAGCAACACAGCACGACUACGAAGACGAAGACGACGACGACCAAGACCAAGACCGCGAACACAACGACGACGACUACAGUAAGAGGCAAACCAUUACAAGCAACCAAAAAUAGACAAAUGACAAAGGACUGCAAUAAUUUACACUGUAAUACAGUUUUUGUAAAAUCGAAACGGUAAAAACGAAGUUUCAACAGAAAACUGUAUGUAAGCGAAAAAAAAGCAACUGUUGUUAAUUUCACAAAGCCAAUAAAUCAGCCAGCCAGUAAGCACAGACUUGACAAAUAAACCAAGCAACCAAAUCCAUAGACAUUCAAGCGUAAAUCAAGCCAUAUUUUCAAGCUUUCUUACCAAUACACACACACACCACAUAUGAGCAACACACAUACAACCGCUACGGAAAACAGCUGACAUAUGCAAUUUUCACUGUUAUUUGAGUCGUUGAAAUUGCAAAAUUAAUGGUGUGAAAUUCUAUUGAGCGAGUAGUCGGCAAAGCACACGCCGUUGCAACGCAUGAAAUAGCCAUUUAACAAAAGCAGCAAAAACCAGCAACUACAAAACAGCGAAAGCUCAACCAAAACUAAAAAAAUAGACCCAAUUCGCAAGCAACAAAAUCCGUUUACUUGAAAGCGAAAGAUGAAAAUGUCAAAUUUCGUAAAUUCAGCAAAGUCCAUAAAUUAAAUUUUUACAGCAGAAAAGUUCUUAAAUUAGCAGCAAAGUCAGUAGGAAAAGCAUUGAACAGCCAGAAGAGAGCACGCGAGUGAAGAGUAUAAGUAACGCAUUGAUAGGCGGCAGGCGCAAGCAAACCAGUCAGGAAGCUACCAAACAACAAUAACAAGCAACAAACACAUUUCAACACGUACCAGCGCGAGCAUAGGCACAAAAACAACAACGACGACAAGCAAACGGCAAAUGAGUGAAAAGCAAAUCAGCUGCAAGCAACACGAGCCGUGCAGUGAGUGAGAGCGCAACGCCAAACGCACAAGCGCUAGCUCCAGCAAGCCGUAUGAGCGCUGAGUAACGCAGGCCAGAGCAAUAACGAGUGCGGCAGUGACGCGUUUGAGCCAAAAUAGCGCACAGCCGAGCCUUGGAGCUUGGUGCCAGCAACGGUGGCAGUCAGUAGCAGCUGAGAGAGCGUCGAGUAAGUAACGUCUUUAAAUUUGGUGCAAGACGACGUAGAGGAGCUCGCGCAAAGCAACGGAAAUUAGCAAAGACGAGACGACGUGGUACAUAGGCAGACAACCGGCCACACAACGACGCACCGCGAAAGACAACCAAAGCUACUGUUUGUUGUAAAAUCAGCCGGCGAAACGCGGUGUAACACAGGAGAAGCAACGUCGUGCUCCAAAAAAAAGAAAAAUUGCAAAGCUGCGUACGCUACGUUUAAGGAAGUGGCAUUUAUGAAAUAAAUCCAUUUUCGCAACAGCGGUGUAAAAAAGCGAAAGCUAACGAAGGAAGCAGUACAAUUUGCCAUUGAUAUUGUGGACGCAGCCCGAAACGCCGCAGCCGGAAAAAGUGCAGACAGUUUGCUUUUUGUUGUGCCGAUAAAAUAGUAGACACAAAUCGGCACAGAUCAAGUGUGUACAAGGAACGGCCAACGAAACUAGCAGUGAAGCCAGCAUAAAAGAGUGCCACAAGCAAACGCAGCAAUAAAAAACGAAAAAAGGAAGCAACUAAAAGAAGGCGCAGAUAAAUAGCACAAAAGCGCCGACAAAGCGAAAAUAUUUUACAACAAAAGCGAAGCAAAAAUAUUUUACAACAAAAAGGCAGCAAAAGUUAAAGCGUUGCAAGCAAAUUUCCGGCCUACGUGCAGCAGGCAGAGCAAGCAAACGGCGUAGAGACCAGUGCGUAAAGGCUAAAAACCACAAAUUUAAGUAAAUAAAUAAAAAAAAAAGAAAUUAAGUGAUAUUUUAGUGCUGUGAAUGAGACGUAGAGAAGUUGACGACGAAGCCUACAAAGCGUAGACAAAUAAGCAGCAGCUACUAAAAGCAGCUGAGCAAGGAACAAGGAAACUCACACGGCCCGGCAGCCGACGAGACGCAAGCUGAACAGCCACAAAACACAUUUAAGCAGCGAAAAGCAUUACAAAUUUAAAAAUCAUUACAAAUUGCUAGUGCCAGCAAGCAGUGUAAAUUAGUGGCAGCUUAUGUGCAACACGGAAAUUUGUGCGAGUAGCUUGCGUGGCUGAGAGUGGCGACUUGCAACUUGCUAAGCGUAAAAUACACACAAGUUCAGGGAAACAAAUCAUUUCAUUUUUAAUAAAAAAAAAAUUACUUAACAAACUAAAAAAUUAAUACAAAACACAAAUUAAUAAAAUACAAUAACAAUAAAAAUAUAAAUAAAAAGCGAGCAAUUAAUAGCGGUUGCAGAAGGCAGCGAGAAGAGAUUGAAGCCAGUAAGCGGUGUGCGUGCAAUUAAUGAAAAUAUAGGCGUGUGCGUGCAACAAAAUACGCCAAAAUGUAAAUUGAAUUUAAUACAACAAAAUUUUGACGAAGAAAAAAUCAACGCGUAUUACUACGAGGCGAGAAAAAAAUCGAGGCAGAUAUUUAACAGCAAGAAAAAAACGCCUUCAGUCAGUUAUUUACAAAGCAACCGCGCAUAAUAAGCUAACAAAUUAAUUAGUGUAAAAGGAAAUGCAGUUAAAAGUAAUAGGACGCAGCGUUGGUACUAGUACACAACUACUCCUUUUUUAACGCCUUUUUAAACAAGCAUAAUAAAUACAAAUAAUCAACAAACAAAUUACAAAGUAAUACAAAAGUAGCGUUAAAACCGUUUUAAUAAAACACACAAACUAAUGCAAAAGCAACAAAAAUAACAAAAAAACUUAGAAUAUCAAAUUGAAGCGUGAGGCGACGACAAAAGAAGCAAAGACAAUUACAAAUUGAACUUAGUUGUUAUUUUCCAAUUACGUUUUUGUUAAGUAAAGCAUAAAAUAAUUAAAAAAUCUACUAAUAGACACAACAAAUUAUCAUUAAUGUUUAAUAAUUGUUAAUUAAAUAAUAAACGCGUUUAACUAAAGUGAAACUUAAUAAGACAACGCCGCAGAACUGCAGAACGGUUUUCGAAACGCACUUCAGGCAGCAGCAUGAGUCGGCUAGCGUGAGAUUGAAGUGCAUUGAAAGCUAAGCAGAACGCGAGUGAGUUUAAGGCAGCCCGGCAGUUCGUCGAGUUUUCUGCCGUUUUGUGCCGUUUUGUGUUUGCUUUCUAAUACAACUGUGUGUCUUUAAUUUUAAUUCAAAAAAUUAAUAAGAAAAAAAGAAAACGAAAACAAUUUUUGUGAUUAAAGUGCAUUUCUCUAAGCGUAAUUUAAUUCAAGUAGUAAGAAAUCAUACAUUAUAACUAAGCAGUAAAUUUAUAAAAUCACACGACAACACCAAAACCACACACGCAUACGCGACGCUCAAAAGCAAACAAAAAAUAAUUAAGAAAAACGUGCAUCUCUCAAUUUUCCAACUCCACACGUACGCUGCAGUGCACUGCAGCGCCAACAACAUUAAAAUUGGCAACACUACAACAACACGCUACCACAACCACACAAACACAGCAGCAGCCACGGGCACUGCAACAACAGCAGCAGCAGGAGCAGGAGCGGCCGGUAGCGACAGCCAACACGAACACACAGGCGCCACACAGCCAGUCAACAACGCCAGCAGCAGCGGCAGCAGCAACACACCCACCACAAGCAUUAAGCAGCUAUUGGCGCUUGUUAGCAGCGCCAGCGCGGUCAGCGCGGCCGUCGACAUACCGCCGCCCAGUCCGGUCACGGAGGCAGCCGUCGAGGCGACCACCGUCGAUCAGCAGCGUAGCGCGUACUUGCAGGCAACGGUUGUUGCGCAACACCGGCAACGCGCCGAUAGUGUUGUCGCCAGGCAGCAGCCAGGAGCGCGUGUUGGAGCGCCGCAGGCUAAAGGCGCGCCUGAAAGUGAAGUCGAGAACGAAGUGGAAGUGGAAGCUGAAGCCGUGCUUGGUAAUAGCUGCGUUAUUAACGCGUGCGCCGGCAGUGACAUUGACGACGACAGCGAGGCUGAAAUUGAGCGAGUUGAAGCUGCGCGCAACGGCGAUACGGCGGAGGUGGCGCAAUUGACGCUGGCUGGCGCUGAGCGCGAAUACGCGCACGUUGACUACGAGUCACAGUUCGAAUUGGACGCCGAGCUGGAGCGGCACGCCAACGAUUUGAUCCAUAUCGAUCAAGUCUUCGAGGAGCUGCGCCAGAAAAUGGAAGUGCUCUCAGUACAAAAUCAAUAUCAGGGACAAUUCGGUGUCAUCGGUUCAAGCAAAGUUAAAGACUGGGCGAGUCCGCUAACGCCACCACCACCAACAACCACACAGUUACCAACCGGCAAUCAUACGACCAGCGACAACGUUGUGCACAAUCAAAGCAACAACAGCAACAACCAUAGCUUAAGCUAUAAACAACAGGCGAUCAGAGAGGAGCAGCAGGACGAAGCGUUGCAGCCAGCGCUGCAGCUGUACGCUGAGGACGCCAUAGCGGGCGGUGACGUAGUGGACGGCGGCAAUUGGUCGGCGCCACAGCAGGCACACCACAAACAAGCACAUCAUCACGAGCAGCGACAUUUCUACUAUAACAAUCACCAUUACGGUGGCGCGCAACACAAUAAUCACCACCAAUAUCACCAACAACAUCACCACCACCAACCACACUACAAUCACUUGGCACAUCACGACAACAAUUAUCAGCAUUAUCAAGCGGCACAGCAACAACAAGGAAAAUACUAUAGUGAAGGACAAAAACGCGCCACACAAGCGUAUCAAAAGCAAAAAACAGCGCCCUUGCCGACCAACAACAAACAAGCGGCCAUGGAGGCCACUUACAACAACAAUUUGUUCUACUAUGAACCACCAGUAGCGGCCGGCAUCACACCGACAGGCUCACCCACAACGGGCAGUUGUUUCGGCAGCGCCACUACCGAUGUGGACAUAGCCGCGGUCAAUGAGCUGGCACAGCGCGUGCAGACGGAGUUGCGGGACGCGAAGAAGCGCCACCUGGACUGCACCGAAGUCUCGCUGCCAUUUGAUCUCAUGCCGCGCAUAGCGGCCGAAAUAAUUAAGGCUUCGGAGCGGGAACCGUGUGGCGUGCGCGGCUGCUCGCUGUACAUCGAUUUCGAAUGCGAGCCGAGCAAUGUGCGACGCAUUGCCUCUUUCAAAGUGGACGACUGCACUGUCUCCACCUUCGAGCUGUAUCUCACGCUGAAGCAGGACAAGAGCGGCUGGACUUCGCUGUUGCCACAGUUUAUCAAGAACCUAACACGCAGCAAUACCAUUUUGAUAAGCCCCGAUUUCACGUUGACCAAGAACAAGCUCUACUCCUGCGAUUAGUGCGCGUAAGCGUGCUUGCGCUAGCUUGUUCCAGCUUAUUCCAGCUGCGUUUGUUUGCGAGAGGAGAGUUCUAUUCUUUUUUUUAAACACAUGUAUGCAUACAUAACCCAACCAGAGAUCUCAUUUAUUCUCCUACGCGCAAACACACGUCAAAAUUUACAACAAGAAUGUGGCGAAAAAUACACAACAACAACAUGGAAGGACCUUGAACGAAGGGCAACCGAAAUUGGUCAAUUGCGUGUAAUUAGCAAAUUUAUGUGCUAUACAUACAUACAUACACACAUACAAAAAUGUUUUUGUUUUUUAAUAAUUAAAUGGGCGUGGCUUUAACUACAACUACAAAGAAGAAGAAGAAGAAGAAGUAAACAACAAACAAUUACUACAACAAAACCAGGAACAACGCAUAACGAGAAUACUUUACUUUCUCAACAAUCCCUCCGAAUUUCAUUAUUUUAACUGAACACCAAGAAUACCACGAAACAAGCAGUCGCAAGAGGCAAAAAAUAACAAAAGCAAAAUGCUAAAACGUUUACAUAACGGCUAGUAUGCGGAUGAGGCGAGCAAGCAGUGAUUGAGAAAGUGCGUGAGCAAAGCAAAAUUUGCACAAUUCGCGAAAAGUUUUCACAACAAAUCCCAAAAAAUGCAAUAAACUUGGAAUACACACGAUUUUCUUUGCGCUAAACAGUAAAUAAAGCAAAAAUUUCGCAAUAAUAGCAACAAGAACAAAACAUACAAACUAAACUACAAUAAAACUGGAAUAAAAGGAAGACGAAAUACAAAUCAAAAUCCCAUAAGAGAAAUACAAUAAUAGCAGCAACAACCUUAAACAAUAGAACUAACAGCAGCAACAACAAAAAACAACAACAGCACACUGCAUAUGCAGUUAUCAGGCACUUAAUUUGGACUGAAAAGUGGCGAAAAGCGCAGCAGCGGCAAGCAGACAGCGGAGUUAAUGGAGUCGAAAGAGCAGACGCUGCCGACAAAUUUCAUAUAUGCAGGCGUACAUACAAACAUACAACCAUAAAAAACAAUAAACAACAAAAAAAGGCAAACAAGCAUGUGCAUAAACGGUGCACAGGCGCCGACAAAGUAAGCCGAGCAGCAGUGAAAUUAGUGGCUACUAUUUUUGGAAGACUGCAUACGUUUAGGGGAAGCAAGCUAAUAUUUGUAAUUUAUAAAAAAUUAAGAAAAAAAAACAAAAAAUUACAACAAAAACAAAAAUUUAAAUAACAAAAACAAAAAAUUACAACAAAAACAAGAGAAAAAACGAAAGCAUAACAAAGCAACGGACGCCUCUGGCAGCGUCCAACACUGUAUUUAUGGUAGUAUUACGUGAACAACAACAAAAAACAACAAACAUACAAACAAAGAGCCAGCAAUAAAGCAGGCUGCUUAACAAACUGUUCUACUUAUUUCCUUUUUCUAUGCAAUGAAAACAUUUAAUGGCGAUUUUUUCAAGAAAAAAAAACACUAAAAACAAAACAAAAAUUUUGAAAAAAAUCAAAAAGCAAAUAAGAAACUCUUAAAACUUUAAGCAAAUGCGAUGCAAAAACGCAAAAACAAACAAAGUCGAUGUGAUAUUAAUUAAUGAUAACUAAUUCGUAGUAAGAGAGAAACAAAUUAAUAUUAAAUUAAAUUAAAGAAAAAAACACAUAAAAAGCAUUGGUAUAAACACAAUUUAAAA